Messenger RNA from Orbicella faveolata, 6288 nucleotides. RefSeq lists its product as uncharacterized. Lineage: Eukaryota; Metazoa; Cnidaria; Anthozoa; Scleractinia; Merulinidae. The record is from RefSeq and is a predicted model, not a curated record.
UAAUAAAAAACUGAAACUGAAACUGAAAAAAAACUUUGCACUGGUUUGUCUGCGUAACUAAUGAUUUUGACUACUCCGUUUAUAUAAGCUUGAGGGACUCGAGGUACCCUUCGCCGUUCACUGAUAGCGGCUUCGCCAAAAAAAACAAAAAAACUCUCUGGCACCCAGGGUAGUGGGAAGGUACAACGCUAAAUCGUAUGGUUUGUGAGCUGCCGUUUAAAAUAGGUUAAGAGUUUGAACAUUUGGGUCAACUGAAAAAAAUGUUUGGUUUGUGUGCAGUAUGGUCUGAAUCUGAAAAGUGUACGUUUUGCUUUACUUUUUGAAAAGAAAAAAAAAACCUUUUUCUCUCUUCGUAAUUCAAUCAUAACGGAGACGUGCAUUCAGAAGUAUUAGCAAUUUUAGCAUCAAAGUUUUUGAAACCCUUUUAAAAUGCGCGCAUAAGCCAUUCGGCCAUGUCACUGAGAGACCUCUGAAUAUAGUAUUGCAGGGACAUGAAUUCUGUGUGAGCAGGGUCUGAACUGAAUCGCAUGUUUUGUGUUGAAAUCUUUAAAGGUUUCGAAAGUCGUGUUCAAGAGGCGGACCGAAUAACCCGACUCCAAACUUUUAAUUCCUCUGUGUUCUUAGUGGUUCUUAACAUCUUAGUGCGUGUCAUAUGCAGGCAUAUUUUAAAAUUCAUGCGAGGUUGAACACCUCUAUAAUCCCCCCACCCCUACCCCCUGUACUUUUUAACGGUUUCGUGAAUGUGCAUCAGUUAACUCGACGAUUUUUGUCCUGCGUUAAUUAGGUCUUAAUUAGAAUUAAUAUUGAAACCUAAGACGCGCCCAUUCUUUAUCAUAUAUAAAUAUUGUCCUGAAAGUGUUCACUUCUCUUUCCAGGACAAAGCAGAAGAUGAUUCAGAGCAAAAUUGAGACAUCUUUCUCGCAGUCGCACUGUGAUGGUAAUUCAAGAUGUUAUCCAAGAUGUUGUGAUGCUUCUUGGAAUUCCGUUCCUUUCACCUCCCCGUGUGGAAAAUUUGUUCGUUCUAGUGGAGGAGACGGGCACUUGUCUUCUACAGUCCAGAAACCAAGAAGUUGUGAGUCAUUAAGAUUACAGGAGUAUUUUUGUUUGCACUGCUUGUGUUUACAGCCACUGAAAGCGUAAAUAAAGCGAACGCGACAAUGCCAAUUGGUGUUGUAAAUGGUAAUAGGUUAUCGUUCAGCGCGAGUUGGUUGAGGUUCACAGUGUUUCAGCAAGAAGAAAGGGGAAGAAUGAAUACACGUGUCGGUGUUGCUUCUGUCUAUCACGCUGAAACACCUUGAGCCUCAAUUAAGCAACUGUAAACCACUUUGUUUACCAGCAUUCAUGUAGGUAUUGUGUGGUUUUCCCGGCGCUUUCGAUGAUGCCAUCAGAUCAGUAUGGUAGCAAUGUAAGACUGAAAGUAGAUCGAUCUGAUUGACUGAGUCAAUUUACCUGAUGCCAUAACGAAAGUUUAACUUCUCUUUCGUGAAUAAAAGUAAAUAGUAGGCCUGCAUGACUUGAGUUACAAUGAUAAUGUGUAAUCUAGCGAAAAUCAUAUGACAUGAAAAACAAAAAUUGUCCGCCAUGCAGAAUUGAUUUACACAAUUAUACAGUAAAACAAUGGCCGUGAAACUUUCCGUGCACUGCUCAGGCAGUCAACGAAAAGCAGGAACUAAACUGUUCCUUUAAUUUACUUGUUUUCAUUUACAUGUAGUGGUUUUAUCGUCAACGGAAGUGACAAACUACAACACUCCUGAUGACUUUUUUCUUCGGCCGUUCUUGACCAGAGAAGAAUUUGCAUAUUGGAACAGCCAUUUUUGCCGCGUUCCAUCUUCACGUUCAUUCUUGCGCGCAUUCAACCCACAAGUUACCACAACCAUGACUUCCGGUCAUCAUAAGACGUCUUGUGUCACGAAUGUCACAGAUACACCAUGUUGCGAUGAAAGACAUCAAACUGGUGUGCCAGCGGUCCAUGACUUAAGUACAAACUGCUGGAGCAAUACAAGAUGUGGCGAAAUGCCCUGCUUCCCAGAAAACAUCCCAUCGUCAAGUGUAGAAAAAGGAUUCGCUGGGAAUCCUGUCUGCUUGGAACAUUUAGUUCCAUGUACCAGUCACGCCUAUCAAAACGGAAACCACCUUGACCUAUCUACUAACUGUUGUGAAACAACGGAAAGUUAUUUUGUUCAGCAAGAGGUGGAGCCCACAAAACUGAAGGGAAGGUAUUUUGUUUAUGGAGAUGAAAGCUUUGGCAAAAAGCCUCCUCCUUUCACAUCGUCUGGUUAUCAGGAGGUUCACCCCAGGACUGGAUCUGCUGUCCUCAGUGAUUCAAUGAGCGCUUAUGGUGUACAUUCAGAAUUCGGAUCAACUAAUUCUUUCCCGGCUAAAAGAAAAUCCAUCGGUACAUCAAAGUAUGAAAAAUUUCCCCAAGAAAAGCGAAAGAGACCGUGCGUUAGCGAUGAAGUAAAUGGAAUUCAACAAGAUCAGGCACCAAUCAAAAUCGAACACAAAAAUGAAACUUGGAAUGCUCAUCAAAACAAACGCCCGCGAAUCAGUGGUUAUCGCGGCAAGGAGGCGAGAUGCAAGAUCAACGAGUCAAGUAACGUGCGCAAAUCACGUGAAAUAACAAUGCCACCUGUUCAAGAUUGCGUGGAGCAAAGCAUCGAUAUUACCAUCUCUGGCGAUAACAUUUCCGGAUGCAAACCCGGAAGUAAAACCUUUAAAGAAACUCAGCCAACAACGACUGACUUAACUGGGAACAACAGUGACGCUGCGUUCAAGUCACGUGUUCUGCAAGCUGGUGACCAGAUUCCAAACGGUCGGAACAAAUCUCCUGAGCGAAAAAACAUUGAUGAGGUUAUCAAGACCACGAAGCCUGUCCAAAGAAAGCUGAUGACCAAUGACAAAACCGGUGGCUGUGCUUUCGAUCAUGAUUCCUUUCCCAAACUUGUCGGUGUGCUUAGUCCCUUCGCCGUAGCUACUGUGAUGUCAAGUUUAGCAAAAUAACUGCAGUGCUAUGCUACUUCAAAAUUACACUCUUAACUGUUCAACAUGCAUCCUUGUCCAAAUCAAAGAUCACUGCUAACGUGGUAUCCAAAAAGAAAGAUCUGAGAAAGAAAAAGGUUUACAGUCAAAGAGUAGACCACACUACUUAAGAAAUCAACUGUGGCACAAGAGUGAAGAUCGAUGAUGGACGAUAAUGCUCAUUUUUGAAACUGUUUUUGUCUUAAUCCUGAUGAGCCCUUGUGUGUGACCAGCGGCAUGCCGGAAGGCUUAAAUGCAACUCCAAAUGCAAGCCUCAGCAUCUUACCAAUGCUGGAAAGAGAACUUGUGCUUAUUCACGCGUCAUGUGUUUUUCUAUUAAACCUUGACGUUUCGUGAACUCGGCAACAUACAUUUUCAAAAGUAUAUUCCGGGCAAUGCCCCAUUUUUUGUAUAAAUUGUUGUAUUAUUCAAAUUCGUGGACAGACUUCUCAAAUGAUUAGAUUGAAAACUCUCUGGACUGUAUAAAAUAAGAGGAUGUCAUGUCUGUUUGUUUUAAAAUAUACUUUUUUUUAACAAGAAACAAGGCUUAGAUUUUUUCUGAGAAAUUCUAAACGCCGAGGCAAGGAUGUGUUGGAAUAACGAGUGUCGAGUCGUUUGUAUCGAGUGCGUCGAGUUUGCAUGAAAGACGUGAUGUCUUGUUCUUUUUGAGGCUUACAUUCAUUUGGUAAAAUUUUAAAAUGUGCUAAAAAUUAUGCCCAAGGUUGAGGUCUAGUUAAGAACAGUCUUCACAUUCUGACAGAUGAUGAAAUACAAUAGAAUCUUAAAACGUUUUUAAAUGUACUUUGCAUAAAAUUGAAACAUGUAUUUUCGUUCCUCUUGAAAAAUGAACAAUUAAACAACAACAACACACUUAAUGUGUUGAGUCAUCUAUGGGUAUUGCUACGUUGCCAGACAAGCACACGAUCAUACUAUGCAACAUAUGUAAGCAAAAAAUUGAGAAAAAAAUGUGUUAAGCCUGGUUUUCACUUCGACAUAACACAACUGCUAAUCACAACGUUAAUGAGGACGCCCACAACACAAGCAUAUGCCCCAGCACAAGUAGAACAAAAAGUUUUGUUCUUCCUGUGCUUGUACUUUUGCUUAUACCAAGUGAGGUCACGCUGCUACAAGCAUAAGCAUAAGUCCGCCAUAUUGUUUUACUGUAUCGAGGAGGUGUGGAACGGAAAAAUAAGGUAACUAUCCAUUCUGCACAUGCGUACGUGCUUAUGCUUGUGUUUUGGGCGUCCUCGCUACCGUUAUACUUAUGCUUGAGCUUGUGUCAAUGUCAUAGUGAAAAUCGUCCGCCAUCUUGCUUUACUGUGUCGUGGAGGUAUGGAACCAAAAAGAAGGUAAUUAUCCAUUCUGUGCAUGCUUGUGCUUGUGUUUAUGUCAUAGUGACAACCAGGCUUCGCUAUUUCACUUCAAAACAAAACAGGCUUGUAAAUAAGAGGUCAAAGGGUCUCGGUUACUAUCGAACUGUCGAGAAUGAUCAAUAUCUGACACACAUAAAACGCUACUCGAAAACUCGGAAGCUCGUUCGAAACUUAUUUUUGUUAUAAACUAUCAAAAAUGUGAUACUUUUUUCAAAUUGCUUUCGUGAAUGACCUGUUACGAAUCUAUCAGGGCAGCUGAAGACCAUGUAGAGUAGACAAUUUCACUUUCUGACAAACACCCAGCAUUGAUAAUUCUCGGGCGGAAAGCUAUAUCGUGGUUUUAAUUUUCACUUGUUUUUUACUUAUUUGUUUUUCGGGAGGCCAGCCAACAGAACGUGGAAUGGUUAAGACUUAGGAGCAACGCAAAGGGAAGGGAAAAAUUAUUGAAGUCAAAACAGAAAUGUUCAAGGAACAAAAAAACUGAAAAAUCUGGCGAUUAGAGAGGCAAACUGAAAAAGAUCUCUUGUAGCAAAUUAUGCGGUCAGUUUAGUGUCGUGUUUAGUUAUUUCAGUUUCAUUCGCUUGAUUCACACAAGGUCGAUUUUUUUAAAAAAAGAACAGUGACAUAAUAGUUUUCGAUUUCAGAAAUAAUAUGGGUCAAUGAUGUCCUCUAAUUCAGUUUCGUCAGCAGGUCUACUUGAACGAGCCUCCACAAGUUACAGCUGACAAGACUUACGACGUGGACGCGGUAACUCUGGAAACAGCAGCCAACCUCGAGCCAACCGGAGAGGACAGUAACGUCAGCAGUCGAGAAGAAUUAUACCUAGGACUUUUCCGGCUUUGAAAUAACAUGGUUGAAGUGUUCGUUAUAAGCUAGUGCAGAGAGAGGUGCCGACCACGGUGAGUACGCGUUUGGGGUCAUUUUGUUGAUUUUAAUUAUACCACGAUCAGUUAAUUCUUAACUCCCUCUAGGACAUUGUUCUCUAGAGGUUCUUUGUCAGCCUGGGAAAGCUUUUGAAUUUUGCUUCCAGUUUCACGCCACAUAAAUAUACCGUCUGCGUUUUCAGGCGACAUGAUGAAAUACACGGCGAAAAUUUCAACGAGCAAGCUGCUGAAGCAGCUAUUUGGAUAAUAUGAUAUUACAACAUAGUCAUUCAGUCGUGAGACGAGGCCAAAGAGCAUAGAAGCUCAUAAAAGGAAGUGACUGACGUCGAACAACAAGACCUUCUUAAGUUAUAACAGCGAACGAGAGAAAUACGAAAACGAUAGUGAAUUCUUUGUUCUUAAAAACAUAAAACUCUACUUGAAUUAAGAGUGAUCUCUUCAAAAGUUCCUAGCUUGUUUAUAUUAAGAAACGAUUUAAGGCUUCCUGGAGGAAAAACGGAUAAAAAAGAAUCAGUCAUGGUCAAAAAAGCUUAAAAAAAAAGUUAUUGCUUUGUUCUGUGCAUUGGCAUUUUUGUCAAAAAUGUUACAAUAUGACUGUUUGUUACAGACUGCCGCCAAGUAGAGCAAUUUUAUUCAGGAUAUCUCCCUGAUUAUGAGACGAGUCACUUUAGCCCACCCCCCUUGUCUCGCCUUCUUCCCUACUCGGCCACGGCCAUGUCGCCCUUUAGCGUUCGCGAUGAUAAAACACUAAUCUAAGUGACCCUUAGAGAGAAAAAAGGCUACUUGCAGUCUAUAUUCCUUAGAAUUGCAAUUGUUGUUAUUUUACGCUACAAAGUUUGCUUUGGAUGAUCAACAAUCAUUAAUUCAAUAUAGAAAAGGCUACUUGCUAUUUUCUAUGUAAGGAGUCCUCGCGAUAACAUACUCCAAUUAUUUCAGCUGAGAUGGAUCCUUGCUGCUGCACGAAAUCGUCAAUUUCAGGAAUUUGUUAACUUACAACGUUCUGACUAAGUAUG